UUUGUGCGCGGCGGCAGCGACGGCGGCGGGAGCGGGCGGCGGGAGCGGGCGGCGGGAGCGGCCAGCACGGAGGCGGAGGCCGAGGGGGCUGUACACAGGUCGCUGCGGAGAGGCGUGCGAAUUCCGAGUGGAACCCGAGGACCUUGCUGCCUGCCCCGGUUGGACCGCCCGCCACAGGCUGCUCUCUGGCACCAGUGGCUGCUGCGCGACCCCCGUCCCGCCACUUCCCUUUCCCACCCACCUCCCGCAGUCUUCCUCCUCCCCGCAGCGCGCCCGGCCCGGUCCGGCCGUGGCCCUCCUCGGUGCCGGCCGCCAUGGCAGAGGCGUCCGGCGCGGGGGAAAUCUAGCCCGGGGAUUUCAUGAGGCCUAGCUUGGUUCCGUCUCCUCCCCCCGCGGCCCCGGCAGCUGUCCGCACCCCAGCCCCAUUCCGGGCCUCCGUGUCUCUCCUGUGAUCGUACUGACACGGCCGGGGGGUUAGAAUGGAACAAACUGAAGGCCCGAUGAGAGAAAGGGAAAGUUAAGGAUGCUGGAGCAGAACAAUGGAUUUCUCUUUCUCUUUCAUGCAAGGGAUCAUGGGAAACACAAUUCAGCAACCACCUCAACUCAUUGACUCCGCCAACAUCCGCCAGGAGGAUGCCUUUGAUAACAACAGUGACAUUGUUGAAGAUGGUGGCCAGACACCGUAUGAAGCUACCUUGCAGCAAGGCUUUCAGUACCCACCUACAACAGAAGACCUUCCUCCACUCACAAAUGGCUACCCACCAUCAAUCAGCAUGUAUGAACCUCAAACCAAAUACCAAUCAUAUAAUCAAUAUCCCAAUGGGUCAGCCAAUGGCUUUGGUGCAGUUAGAAACUUUAGCCCCACUGACUAUUAUCAUUCAGAAAUUCCAAACACAAGACCACAUGAAAUUCUGGAAAAACCUUCCCCUCCACAGCUACCACCUCCUCCUUCGGUACCACAAACUGUGAUUCCAAAGAAGACUGGCUCACCUGAAAUUAAACUAAAAAUAACCAAAACUAUCCAGAAUGGCAGGGAAUUAUUUGAGUCUUCCCUUUGUGGAGACCUUUUAAAUGAAGUACAGGCGAGCGAGCACACAAAGUCAAAGCAUGAAAGCAGAAAAGAAAAGAGGAAAAAGAGCAACAAGCAUGACUCAUCUAGAUCUGAAGAGCGCAAGUCACACAAAAUCCCCAAAUUAGAACCAGAGGAGCAAAAUAGACCAAAUGAGAGGGUGGACAUUGUACCCGAAAAAACAAGAGAAGAGCCAGUACUCAAAGAAGCCACCCCGGUUCAGCCAGUACUAUCUUCUGUUCCAACAACAGAAGUGUCCACUGGUGUUAAGUUCCAAGUUGGAGAUCUUGUUUGGUCCAAGGUGGGAACCUAUCCUUGGUGGCCUUGUAUGGUUUCAAGUGAUCCCCAGCUUGAGGUUCAUACCAAAAUUAACACAAGAGGUGCCCGGGAAUAUCAUGUCCAAUUUUUUAGCAACCAACCAGAGAGGGCUUGGGUUCAUGAAAAGCGGGUACGGGAAUAUAAAGGUCAUAAACAGUAUGAAGAAUUACUGGCUGAGGCAACCAAACAAGCCAGCAAUCACUCUGAAAAGCAAAAGAUUCGGAAACCCCGACCACAAAGAGAACGUGCCCAAUGGGAUAUUGGCAUUGCCCACGCAGAGAAAGCAUUGAAAAUGACUCGAGAAGAAAGAAUAGAACAGUAUACUUUCAUCUAUAUCGAUAAACAGCCUGAAGAGGUUUUAUCUCAAGCAAAAAAGAAUGUUGCCUCCAAGACCGAAGUUAAAAAAACCCGGAGACCCAGAUCUGUGCUGAAUACUCAGCCUGAACAGACUGAUACUGGGGAGGUGGCCUCCUCACAGUCAAGGACUGAGAUUCGGAGACAGAGCCAGAGGCGGCACACAAGCGUGGAAGAAGAAGAACCACCUCCUGUUAAAAUAGCUUGGAAAACUGCAGCUGCUCGGAAAUCCUUACCAGCUUCCAUUACAAUGCACAAAGGGAGCCUGGAUUUACAGAAGUGUAACAUGUCUCCAGUUGUGAAAAUUGAACAAGUAUUUGCUCUUCAGAAUGCGACAGGAGAUGGGAAAUUCAUCGAUCAAUUUGUUUACUCAACAAAGGGAAUUGGUAACAAAACAGAAAUAAGUGUCAGGGGGCAAGACAGGCUUAUAAUUUCUUCACCAAACCAGAGAAAUGAAAAGCCAACACAGAAUAUAUCACCUCCUGAAACAACAUCUGGUCCAACAGGCUCAGUAGAAAAGAAGCAACAGAGAAGAUCAAUUAGAACUCGUUCUGAAUCAGAGAAAUCCGCUGAGGUUGUGCCAAAGAAGAAGAUCAAAAAGGAGCAGGUUGAAACAGUUCCUCAGGCAACAGUGAAGACUGGAUUACAGAAAGGUGCCAGCGAGAUUUCAGAUUCCUGUAAACCUCUAAAGAAAAGGAGUCGCGCCUCAACUGAUGUAGAAGUGACUAGUUCCGCAUACAGAGACACAUCUGACUCCGAUUCUAGAGGACUGAGUGAUCUGCAGGUAGGCUUUGGAAAACAAGUAGAUAGCCCUUCAGCUACUGCAGAUGCAGAUGUUUCUGACGUGCAGUCCAUGGAUUCAAGUUUGUCUAGAAGAGGCAUUGGAAUGAGUAAGAAGGACACUGUGUGUCAGAUCUGUGAAAGCUCUGGUGACUCUCUGAUUCCUUGUGAAGGAGAUUGCUGCAGACACUUUCACCUGGAGUGCCUGGGAUUGACAUCAAUCCCUGAUGGAAAGUUCAUCUGCAUGGAAUGUAAAACUGGGCAACACCCAUGCUUUUCAUGUAAGGUGUCUGGUAAAGAUGUGAAGCGUUGUUCUGUUGGUUCUUGUGGGAAAUUUUAUCAUGAAGCCUGUGUCCGCAAAUUCCCCACUGCCAUCUUUGAAUCAAAAGGAUUCCGCUGCCCCCAGCACUGCUGCUCUGCCUGCUCUAUGGAGAAAGAUCUCCACAAAGCAAGUAAAGGACGCAUGAUGAAAUGUCUGAGAUGUCCAGUUGCCUACCACUCUGGAGAUGCUUGCAUUGCUGCUGGAAGCAUAUUUUUGUCCUCCUACAUUCUCAUCUGUAGUAAUCAUUCCAAACGAAGCAGUAAUUCUUCUUCUGCUAUAAAUGUAGGCUUUUGUUUCGUUUGUGCCAGAGGGCUGAUAGUUCAGGACCAUUCAGACCCCAUGUUCAGUUCAUAUGCCUAUAAGUCCCACUACCUACUGAAUGAAUCAAAUCGUGCUGAGUUGAUGAAAUUACCUAUGAUUCCUUCUUCGUCAGCUUCCAAAAAGAAAUGUGAGAAAGUUAUUAAGACUGUUUAUUUGUUUCAAGGUGGAAGAUUGCUCUGCUGUGAAUCGUGCCCAGCUUCCUUCCACCCGGAAUGCCUGAGCAUAGAAAUGCCAGAAGGCUGCUGGAAUUGUAAUGACUGUAAAGCUGGCAAGAAACUACAUUACAAGCAGAUUGUUUGGGUCAAAUUGGGAAAUUACAGAUGGUGGCCAGCAGAGAUCUGCAAUCCCAGGUCUGUGCCACUGAACAUCCAGGGCCUUAAACAUGACUUGGGGGACUUUCCUGUGUUCUUCUUUGGUUCUCAUGACUACUAUUGGGUACACCAGGGCAGAGUGUUCCCUUAUGUUGAAGGAGAUAAAAGCUUUGCUGAGGGACAGACUAGUAUUAACAAGACCUUCAAAAAAGCACUGGAAGAAGCUGCAAAACGUUUCCAGGAAUUGAAAGCACAAAGAGAAAGUAAAGAAGCACUAGAGAUUGAGAAAAACUCAAGAAAACCUCCUCCUUACAAACACAUCAAAGCUAACAAAGUAAUAGGAAAGGUACAGAUACAGGUUGCCGACCUGUCGGAGAUUCCUCGCUGUAACUGCAAACCUGCUGAUGAAAACCCAUGUGGCUUGGAAUCAGAGUGUCUGAACAGAAUGUUACAGUACGAGUGUCACCCCCAGGUCUGCCCAGCUGGAGAUCGUUGUCAGAACCAGUGCUUUACAAAGAGGCUAUAUCCGGAUGCAGAGAUCAUCAAAACAGAGCGAAGAGGCUGGGGCCUCAGAACCAAAAGGAGCAUUAAGAAGGGCGAAUUUGUAAAUGAAUACGUUGGUGAAUUAAUUGAUGAAGAAGAAUGCAGACUGCGAAUCAGGCGAGCCCACGAGAACAGUGUAACUAAUUUUUAUAUGUUAACUGUUACAAAGGAUCGUAUAAUUGAUGCUGGCCCAAAAGGAAAUUAUUCUCGUUUUAUGAACCACAGUUGUAAUCCAAACUGUGAAACACAGAAGUGGACAGUGAAUGGAGAUGUUCGAGUUGGACUUUUUGCCCUUUGUGAUAUUCCUGCAGGGAUGGAGUUAACAUUUAAUUAUAACUUGGAUUGUCUGGGCAAUGGCAGAACGGAGUGCCACUGUGGGGCAGAUAACUGCAGUGGUUUUCUAGGAGUGCGGCCAAAGACGGCAUGUGCAUCAACAAUUGAAGAGAAGGCAAAAAGUGCCAAGUUGAAGCAGAAGAGACGAAAAAUCAAAACAGAACCAAAGCAGAUGCAUGAAGAUUACUGUUUUCAAUGUGGAGAUGGUGGAGAGCUGGUCAUGUGUGACAAAAAAGACUGUCCCAAAGCAUACCACCUCCUAUGCCUUAACCUGACUCAACCACCAUAUGGAAAGUGGGAGUGCCCGUGGCAUCAGUGUGAUGAGUGCAGCAGUGCAGCCGUUUCCUUCUGUGAGUUCUGUCCGCACUCGUUUUGUAAAGAUCAUGAAAAGGGGGCUCUGGUUCCCUCUGCAUUGGAAGGCCGUCUCUGCUGCUCUGAACAUGACCCUUUAUCUCCUGUGUCACCAGAAUACUGGAGCAAGAUCAAAUGUAAAUGGGAAUCACAAGAUCAUGGAGAAGAAGUAAAAGAAUAAAUGGGUGGUGAUCCCCCCUUUCUGUUUAAAUGAAAUGAAAAGAAAAAAGCAAGUAGAUAAUGCAUUCAAAAAGAAGAGACUGCUGCAGCGCAUACAGCCUUUGCCAUCAGAACUGCCUUAUUAAAGCAAAAAUGGGAAACCAGUGUACACAGGCAGAAGCAGUUGGUGGUGUCUAGUUUUUGCUUUGGUUUUUUGGUUUGGGGAUUCUUCUCUGGAGGGUUAAAUUCCCUUGGUGUUUUCUUGCCUUUUAUUGUGCUUCAAUGCCUUUGCAGCUAGGAAAAGAGAUGUCUUUGCUUUUAAAGUAAGAACAAAGAGAAAGGAAAGUUUUGUUAGUAAGAUCAAUUUAAAGUCUAAGAUGUGUUUCUUGGUUGUAUAAAGCAAAAGUAGCCAUCAUUUCUUUAUUUAUUUUCAUUUUUAGGAACUUCAAGAUGUGUAGUUCAAAUAGUCUACUGUGUGUGUGUGUGUGUGUGUGUGUGUGUGUGUAUGUUAAGUAGGAAUCUGAGGAAGCCCUGUAGAAAUGAUCACCUUCAUAUACCUCUUUACUGAGCAGUAAGUAGGCUACCUUCUCUUUCCCUUCAGAAUGUUUUUCAUAGUUUUAGAGAAGGGUUGUCUGGAAGUAUUAAAUCUGGCCUCUUGAAAACAAAUGCCUUGAUGAAUUUUAUCUCUGUGGUCUUAAACCAGGUAGGCUUUGUGAUAUGGUAACUCUAUCUAGAAAGGUAUAUAAUGUGUAUUUUGUUUGUUUGUCUAUUCAUUUGUUUAUUUUGGAGGAAGAAAAGGAGAGGGUGCGCUCACUGAUUUUGAAAUGUUAUCCAAUGACAACAUUUUGGUGGAGUGCAUUUAUGUGAAUAUGAAUGCAUAGGUGGAAUGGUCACUUCUGUUAUUUUGACACACUGAUAAAGGCAGCUAAAGGGAAAUGAAAGGCACAGAACAAAAGCUGGACCAUAUGAGCACCAUCUAAUGUCCAGUUUAAUGUAUACCCUGGUUUGACUUAAAAUUAUGGACAUUUUAUAUUUUCUUUUUUUUUUUUUUUGGGUGCUGGGGAUCGAACCCAGGUCCUUGUGCUUACAAAGCAAGCACUCUACCGACUGAGCUAUCUCCCCAGCCCCCUAUAUUUUCUGUCUAUUUCACUCUCCUAAUCAAAUAUUUCUUUGUCAGCACCAUUCAGUCAUGUUUCCUAGUAAUGCUAUACAAAUGGAUUUAAAUUGUAUUUUGAAUAGAUCUUUCUGAUUGUAUUCCUAAUUUGGGGGGUAAGCAGUAAGGGCAUCCCCAAGUUAUAUGUAAACAAUCUCUAAUUAGUAUUAUCCAAUACUUAAGAUUGCCCUUGGAUGGAUAUGGUGUCACAUACCUAAAAUUCCAGCAGCUUGGGAGGCUGAGGCAGGAGGGUCACAGGUUCAAAGUCAGCCUCACCAACUUAGCAAAUUUGUAAGAAUCUAGUGAGACACUGUCUCAAAAUAAAAAAUAAAAAGGGCUGGGGAUAUGACUCAGUGGUUGAGCACCCCUGGGUUCAAUUCCUGGUACCCCACCCCACCCCCCCAAAAAAAGAAUGCCCUCAUUGUGUAAGAGGAAGAACUUCUAUUUUUACAGGGUAUGUAAAAGCCAAACAAACACACUUCAUCUUAGGAAAUUCUUGGAGAAAGCUCCCAAGAAAGUCAGUGUUAGCAAAAUUGUUUGACUAUAAUGCUUGAGUCUUAUUGAUAAAAGUAUACCAAGUUGUCUGCCCACAAAACUCACUUGCAUUUAAUGUUUAGUAGUGAAUAUAUAUAUAUAUAUUCAUACACACAAACAUAUAUAUAUACAUAUAUAAAAUCCAGUAUUCCUUGAAUAAAAUAAUUAUUAAUGUCAGACAUUGUUGUAACACUGUACUAAAUAGAAGUCUAGGGUUAGCCUGAAUGAUUGUUAACUUUCUCUGUGAAUUUUGACUGCUUGCAGUUGCUGGUACCUGGUAGAAUUUAUUUUCCCUCAAGAAGUAUCUAAUUAACCUUAUGAAGGUAGGGAGAAUAGAUGCUCUACUUCAGUUGUAUUGAGUGUGUUCUAUUUCCUUAUCAAUUUAGAGCUCUUUUCUGGAAAGAAGAAAAAGUUGUUUUGUGCCUGCCCCCCACUCUCUGUAUAUAUAUGUGCAAUUAAACUAGAUUAUCUUGUACAAAAAAAAAAAAAAAAAAAAACAGCAACAACACUACAAAUUCUUAA
This is a messenger RNA of Sciurus carolinensis (gray squirrel), 7070 nucleotides long. It is a transcript of the gene Nsd3, whose product is annotated as nuclear receptor binding SET domain protein 3. Gene Ontology annotation, cellular component: nucleus; chromatin. The transcript has 24 exons. Bases 540 to 4883 code for a protein of 1447 amino acids. NCBI's taxonomy places the organism in Eukaryota, Metazoa, Chordata, Mammalia, Rodentia, Sciuridae. The record is from RefSeq and is a predicted model, not a curated record. Gene Ontology annotation, molecular function: histone H3K36 methyltransferase activity. Gene Ontology annotation, biological process: regulation of DNA-templated transcription.